CUUCCGUAGCUGAAAUGAUCCUUACUACACUUUCUUCCAGGCAUUUAUCGUUCAAUUCAUUUCCUUUCCAAAACAAACGCAUAUUUUAACGCGAGCCAGGCACAACCGUACCCGGAAGGAAGGAGCGGAGGACUAAAAUACGCCCGUUAAGCUUUAGCGAACCCGCUGUUAGGGACAUUUUAACGUGAUCUGUCAUGGUUGAUAGUUAGCACGUACGCUAUCAGGGCAUAGCUCGUUAGCAGAGCUAAUAUCGUUUUAUUUGAAGUGUGUUUUUGGCAAUGUAGCGGUAACGAGAUCAGCUCAAACGCGAACAGCCGUACUUUGAUGGACUGCGAUCUUCACCGCAGUUGCGGACGACCUCACGACAGUUGUGUCGAAGUUGGAAAUACGGAAAUAACAGCCAUUUAUGGCCCACAAUCAUAAUCAAUCAGCUGCAGUUGAAAGUGUUAAAAUACAGACGACCGUCGUCUCGUUUUGAAAGGUAUUCGAGUGCGUGGCUGUGCGCGCGCCUAUCAGAAGUGGAGAUUAAUAUCUAGGUCGUGCUCGAAGAUUAGUGUUCACAGCAGGAUGUCAGAGGGAUUUGUGAGCUGAGAUAACAAAAACAAAAACAUGUCAUUCUCCCUGUCAUAACGUGCAAAAUAUCGUUUUAUAGAAGAAACCCGCGCGUCGACGUUCGCAGCGCUUACUAUAGAUGUGCGCGCGCUGGAAAAGCAGGCUGUCAGAAUCACUUUACUGAUCAAAACGUCUAGAAAUCAGAAAGAUCAUGUCAGGGGAAAGUAGUGGUAGUGGGGAGGACUCCGACCAAGAAACCCGCCGUAAAGUGUGCACUGUUAAACACGAGAUCACUAAUGCAAACCUCACAGGAUACACUGAGAAAGUUGGCAUGGAGAACUUUGAACUUCUCAAAGUGCUUGGCACUGGAGCUUACGGGAAAGUGUUCCUGGUCAGAAAAAUUAGCGGCCAUGAUAAAGGCAAACUCUAUGCCAUGAAGGUUCUGAAGAAAGCGGCCAUUGUUCAGAAGGCCAAGACCGCUGAACACACUAGAACCGAGCGGCAGGUACUGGAACACAUCCGCCAGUCCCCCUUUCUGGUCACCCUCCAUUACGCUUUUCAGACGCAAACCAAGCUGCAUCUUAUACUAGACUACGUGAGCGGAGGAGAGAUGUUCACUCACCUGUAUCAGAGAGAUCAUUUCUCCGAGGAUGAGGUGAGGAUCUACGUGGGAGAAAUUAUCCUGGCCCUGGAGCAUCUGCACAAGCUUGGUAUUGUGUACCGGGACAUUAAGCUGGAGAACAUCUUAUUGGACAGCGAUGGUCAUGUGGUUCUGACAGACUUUGGGCUGAGUAAGGAGUUUCUAGAAGAGGAGAAAGAGAGGACUUACUCAUUCUGUGGCACUAUAGAGUACAUGGCACCAGAGAUCAUCAGAGGGAAGGCUGGCCAUGGCAAGGCAGUGGACUGGUGGAGUUUGGGGAUUCUUAUGUUUGAACUGUUGACGGGAGCGUCUCCGUUCACUCUGGAGGGAGAGAGAAAUUCCCAGAGUGAGGUGUCCAAGCGCAUCCUGCGCUGUGAGCCUCCAUUCCCCUCCAUCAUUGGCCCCUUGGCUCAGGAUCUCCUGAGAAAGUUACUGGUGAAGGACCCUCAUAAAAGACUGGGCUCCGGUCCCAGAGGAGCUGAGGAGAUUAAGUCUCAUCCUUUCUUUAAGGGUUUAAACUGGUCCGACUUGUCUGAGAAAAAGCUUCAGAGUCCAUUCCGGCCAGAACUGCGUAAUGAGCUGGACGUGGGCAACUUUGCCGAGGAGUUUACAGGAAUGGAGCCGGUCUAUUCUCCUGCCAGCACACCGCCUAGUACAGACCGUCUUUUUCAGGGCUACUCUUUUGUGGCUCCUUCGAUCUUGUUCAAUAAGAACGUGGUGAUGGCGGACGUCCUGGAAGCUCAUGUGAAUGUUGACAGGCCCGGCUCUGCUACAGUUCAUCGCAGCGCUAUGCUGAAGGACUCACAGUUUUUUCACCACUAUGAGCUUUGCCUGCAGGGGGCUCCGCUGGGAGAGGGUAGUUUUUCUGUCUGCAGGAAAUGCAAACACAGGCAAAGUGGCCAGGAGUAUGCUGUAAAAAUCAUCAGUAGAAGGAUGGAGGCCAUGACUCAAAAAGAGAUAGCGGCACUACGCCAGUGUGAAUCUCACCCCAACAUCGUCACGCUCCACGAGGUCUAUACCGAUCAGUAUCAUACGUAUCUGGUCAUGGAGUUGUUGCGUGGUGGAGAGCUGUUAGAGCGAAUAAGGAAAAAGAAGAUGUUUGCAGAAUGGGAGGCCAGUCAGCUAAUGAAGAGUCUGGUGUCUGCGGUCAGCUACAUGCAUGAGGCUGGAGUCGUGCACAGAGAUCUCAAACCAGAGAACGUGCUGUUUGCCGACGAGUCGGAUGACUCCGUGCUGAAGGUGAUUGAUUUUGGAUUCGCGCGGUUGUUUCCAGCGGGGAGCGGCAGCGCGCCCCUGCAGACCCCCUGCUUCACCCUGCAGUAUGCUGCUCCGGAGCUCUUCCACAGCUCGGGAUAUGACCAGGCCUGCGACCUCUGGAGCCUCGGAGUAAUCCUGUACACCAUGCUGUCUGGUCAAGUUCCAUUCCAGAGUGAGAAGAAAGGAAUGACCUCGUCGCAUGCAGCUGACAUCAUGCACAAAAUCAAGGAGGGAGAUUUCUCAUUGGAUGGAGAAGCCUGGAAGGGUGUUUCUGAAGAGGCCAAAGAUUUAGUGAGAGGUUUGUUAACCGUAGAUCCUGAGCGACGGCUGAAGCUCUCGGCUCUGAAAGAGAACGCAUGGCUUCAGGGAGGUGGCGUUAUGUCCUCCACCCCUCUCUGCACCCCUGAUGUUUUGGAGUCCACCGGCCCAACUGUCCGUACCUACGUCAAUGCCACCUACAAGGCAUUUAACCGGGGGAAGCGCGAGGGCUUCUUCCUUAAAAGCGUUGAUAAUGCGCCACUAGCAAAACGUCGGAAGAUGAAAAUGACCAGCACCGGUGUGGAGACGAGACGCAGCUCAUCCUCCUCCUCCUCUUCCUCCUCUUCCUCAUCCGCUUCCCAUUCCAAGACGCAGAAUUGCCAAUCUUUGAAUCCCCACCAGGACCCCAAACUGUGACAGCUCCGUUUGACUGAAAAGCUGCUUUGACGCGGUGAGAGAAUGUAUUGCAAAAGCAUUACAGGGUGAAAAAGACCUAUAAAAAAAAAGACUACGCAAAAUAAUAGAACCUUGAUAUUGCAACAAAUUCAACAUUUAUUGAAGUCUCAGCAGGAGUAAAGCCUUGUGCUGACAAGAUCAACAGAUCAACUUGGAUUUUCAAGUCAUUUGGAGGAAAGAGGAAUUUUUUUAUCAAGGCGGCUUUCUGUAAACACAAUGCCAAGGAAAUGAUCUACAUUAUAAAAUAGACUCCCAAUCGUGUUUUCUUUGUACUUUCUUUUCGUUGUUUGAGACGGUAGACAUUUUAAUGAAUGUAAAAAUGUUCAUGUGGUAUGUACCCACUUUUAGAAAAAUCUUUUAACUGUAAGAGGUGAGCGAAACACGUGAAACUGAGAUCAGGGAAAGCUGAAACGUUAGGGAGUAGUGGACAAGAAAGCCACAAGAGAGCAAAGCCAUACGUGAGAAUUAGAGUGGACUUCUAUUUUAAUGUAUUUUAAUGAUCCACUGAGCAAAGCUUUAUGUGAAUCAUGUACAGUUUAUUUACAUAUCACUACUUUCAGAAGUUUUCUCGAUGUUUGCAUGGCUAAAGUAUUUUAAAUGUUUUACAUUUUUUAAAAGUUGACCUAUGAAGUCAGACCACACGAAGUCUCUGAAUCACCAGUUAGAAAUAGAUCCUACCCACGCUUUUGGGUGAAUCUCACAGACACAUCAUUUGUAUUUUGCCAAAGAUAUAUUUUGAGAACAAUUAAUUGUGGGGGGGGGGACCCAACAGUAAUUCAGAUUUCUUAGUUUUAAUUCAAAUUGGCACAAAUACAGCAAUAUAUAGACUACUUACAACAUUAAACUACUUGCAGUAAGAGUUCAUUUGCAAAAUUCGAUAAACGCCACUUAAAAUUUCCGUGCAUUAUUCUCCACGUAUCUGAACUGUAAACAUGACAGUAUUGUCCACUUGCCACCUUGCGAAAGCAUCACGUUACAGUGGUGAGGUGUGUAUCGCGUAAACGUAAUCACAUCCAUGCGCUCUACAAAAAUUUAAACUUUCGGUAAACUUUUUGUAAAUGAAUAGUAACAACCCAACUGCGGUUUGAUCGAUAUUACUUGAAAUGCGUAAUAAAAAAGUGAUUUAUGAGUUGGCUGUUUUUGCAAACGAACUCAUCAUGCAUACGUUAAUAAUGUGGGGAAAAUAUAUAUAUAUAAAAAUCAAAUACUACAUCCAGAAAUUCUGUAAAAUUCACCCAAUCUUUUUACCUUGUGUCUUAUUGCUAGUUAUCGCGUGAAGUGUGUGGAGAUCACUUUAUAUAUAUCAUCACUAACUUACUUGACCGGUUUGGAUAUACGAAUCUCUGGCUUCGAGAACCAGAUGUGGCAUUUGCUUUUAUCGGUGUACUUGAAAUGUCGUGCUUCGUUGAUGGUGUGCACAGUCUUGUCUCUUCUACUGAGCUGAGGGAUCCCAAAAUCCACUGCCUGUUCUACUCUGCAAUCCGUCGACCGUAAGGGCUGAGGUUCACAAGACAGCAAUCGAUCCCUCACGUUCUUAAGGGCUUUCACAAUCGCACAUCCACGCUGUAAUCGGGUGACCCUCUCUUGCACUGUGAAGAUGGCACUGGCGUCCCUUCCUAUUUUCCUUUUUUAUUAACCGUCUUCACGGCCGUUAGUCUUGCAAUAUUUUGACUUGAUGUACAAGCGUUCAGACAUUUUAGUGCGGAGUCUAUCUGCUGUAUGUGCUGUGUAAAUCCACCGAACGACGCUUAGGAUUCAGGCGGCGUGUUGAGCUGACGCUUUUAUUAAGAUGCAAACAGGUGUCGAGGCCCAGUAAAACACCUCCAGCAAUGUUAUAUAAACUCUGCUUUUCUUUUAAGAGGUGUGAAGCUGGCAGGUAUGAACGUUUUAACAGUCCAACGGAUUGUUUGGCACUGCUUUUAUUGAAAUAACGUAUUCGUCAUUUGUUUGUGCCAAAAUAAUCAGUUAAUGGAGGGUAAUGUCUGUAAUAUAGUUUUGCACACAAGAUGCACUAGUCUGGGGGUUUUUUUAAUGCCUUUAUCGUUCACAAGCGGCGCUUUUGUCGGCUUCACAUCGAUGGAAGGCGAAACUGUUUGUGAAAAGACUGGAACAAAUUCAGCACAUUCUGAUACGUAUCAUCAAGGGGUUCAAACGCAGAUUUUCUGCAAUCAAAGUAUCUUUCAGAUGUAAUCAGCACAGUUACAUCAUGCCGUGUGACGAAAAUAGGUUUGACUUCAGGCCUUUUAAAAGAAUAGUUCACCCCCCAAAAAAAAGGAAAAAUUGCCUGAAAUCCAGGUCAUCCGAGAUGUAGAGGAGUUUUUUUUUUCAUCGGAACAGAUUUGGGGUAAUCGAUGGACCGGAGUUGUGUGAAUUAUUGAUGUUUUUAUCAGCCGUUUAGAUUCUCAUUCCGACGAGAAACCAAAUCAUCUCCAUCUUGGGUGGCUUGAAAAUUUACAGCAUUUUUUUUUUAGGUGAACUGUUCCUUGAGUGAUUUUUACACUAUCAAGUAAAUCCGAAUAAUCUUGAUUCCUUUUGCCGCACAGGUUUGUUAAUGUCAAUGUAUUUGGGGCUUUAAAAACGGUAAUUGUUUUAUUUAUUUCUUUUAACUUGCUCUUUAUAUCUUUAUUCACAGUGUUAUGGCUUUUUGCUUCAUGUAGUUUAGUUCUUUUGUUGUUUGUAUAAUUCGUCGGUAAGAACAAGUCCUCUGCUCUUAUUAGAUCAUGCACUGCUUUUUUUAUGUGGAAGUUCUACAAAUGUAGUUUUGAUCGCAAACAUUUUACUAGACAGGAUUUGACGUCUAGAGUUUAAGGGUGAGCUUGCCGUGUCUCUAUGGCUUGAGUGUGGUCUGCGUAUAUCAUGUUAUGUUGGGGUUCUGAUUUGCAUGUUUUUUCGUUUUUCUUUUCUUUUCUUGAUAACUUAAUGUUCUGUCUCUGCCAAAAGAAAUGUUUUGUAAUAAAAAAAGAGAAUUAUACCGAAAUGAAAUACACUGUUAUAAGAAUAAAUGAGAUGCAUUGUUGUGCAUUGAGGAAAUUGCUGAACCCAAAGCAUAAAAUAUAAAAAUAUACUACACUCUUAACAUUCUGUUCCCUUCUUAAGCCAGUAACAUUUUUAUUUUUGUUUUUAUGUUUAUUUUUUUAUAUUGUCUUUGGUGUUGCUUUGAUAGCUCCAUUUCAUUAUCUUUGAGUGUUGUUUUAAAGGGAUAUUUUAUCAUCAUCCACUCGCCUGGAUCAACAACACACAAAGUACGGAAGUGAAUGUUGGCACAAUCUAAAAUAAAUGAGGAAAUGAGAAAUAUUAUUUGUCUCUGGCACCUCCACAGCUCCGAUCCUUUGCUCUGAACACCUUAUUGCAGCUUCGGGGGUGUUUGAGACCAGAGCACGCAGCCACAGGCUCUCGAAGAACCGUAAUCCAUCUUUGAUGUGUUUGAGGCCAGCUGAGAAUGUCACAAUGUUAAGCAAAGGCACAGUUCUCACGUUUUGUUUUUAGAAUCAGCUAAUGCAGUUUCCAGCACACUUUAAAUGUAUUUUGUUGUAUAUGUGAUGGAAAAGAUUAAAAAUAUUUGUAAAAAAUA
This is a messenger RNA of Puntigrus tetrazona (Sumatra barb), 6734 nucleotides long. It is a transcript of the gene rps6ka4, whose product is annotated as ribosomal protein S6 kinase, polypeptide 4. The record is from RefSeq and is a predicted model, not a curated record. NCBI's taxonomy places the organism in Eukaryota, Metazoa, Chordata, Actinopteri, Cypriniformes, Cyprinidae. Gene Ontology annotation, biological process: regulation of DNA-templated transcription; intracellular signal transduction; protein phosphorylation. The transcript is spliced from 18 exons. Gene Ontology annotation, molecular function: protein serine/threonine kinase activity; ATP binding; magnesium ion binding. Bases 764 to 3124 code for a protein of 786 amino acids.